AUGAUGCAACAAAAUUUGGCAUAUGGUAAACCUUAUGAUAUGUGGUCGAGUUUUCAAAGUUUGAUACCAAAAAGUGAAACGGAUUGUGAUUUAAGCGACGAAAUAGAAACUCUUUGUCAAAAAUGUGCAAAACAAACUAAAUCAAGCGUCGUUUAUCCAAUGUGUUGUCAAAAUCGAGAAGAAGCAAGAGAAUGGUGUCAAAAAUAUAUAAGUUUCGGUUUGCAGUAA
Molecule: messenger RNA, 228 nt
Organism: Pediculus humanus corporis (human body louse)
Lineage: Eukaryota; Metazoa; Arthropoda; Insecta; Psocodea; Pediculidae
Exons: 2
Coding region: 1-228 (75 amino acids)
Source: RefSeq, a predicted model, not a curated record